Molecule: messenger RNA, 1548 nt
Organism: Parathielavia appendiculata
Lineage: Eukaryota; Fungi; Ascomycota; Sordariomycetes; Sordariales; Chaetomiaceae
Product: kinase-like protein
Exons: 4
Coding region: 174-1256 (360 amino acids)
Biological process (GO): peptidyl-serine phosphorylation; signal transduction; endocytosis
Cellular component (GO): cytoplasm; nucleus
Molecular function (GO): protein serine/threonine kinase activity; ATP binding
Source: RefSeq, a predicted model, not a curated record
UUUCAUUCCGCUGCCACUUCCUCGGUCGGCAUCACCGAUCCGCUUCCACCGACCAUCAACUGAGCGGCCUUACAUCUCGCUCACCCACCGCAACGCGUUGUAUUUGACAGAUCGCCCGACCGUGGAUAUUUUGAGUCUGAGGCCAACGAAAGUCACGCAAACCAACCGGCAAGAUGACGACUAUGGAUCUUCGCGUCGGGAACAAGUACCGGAUCGGUCGUAAGAUCGGUUCGGGGUCGUUCGGUGAUAUCUAUUUGGGCACCAACAUCAUCUCGGGCGAGGAGAUCGCCAUCAAGCUCGAGAGUGUCAAGGCAAAGCACCCGCAGCUGGAGUAUGAGGCCCGGGUUUACAAGUCGCUCGCCGGCGGCGUCGGCAUCCCGUUUGUCCGUUGGUUCGGCACCGAGUGCGACUACAACGCCAUGGUUCUCGACCUCCUUGGGCCCAGUUUGGAAGACUUGUUCAACUUUUGCAACCGCAAGUUCUCGCUCAAGACGGUCCUGCUCCUCGCCGACCAGUUGAUUUCCCGCAUCGAGUACAUCCACGCCAAAUCGUUCAUCCACCGUGACAUCAAGCCUGACAACUUCCUCAUGGGUAUCGGCAAGCGUGGCAACCAGGUCAACGUCAUCGACUUUGGUCUUGCCAAGAAGUACCGCGACCCCAAGACGCACUUCCACAUUCCGUACAGAGAGAACAAGAACCUGACGGGCACUGCCCGCUAUGCUUCGAUCAACACCCAUCUCGGUGUCGAACAGUCGCGCCGCGACGACAUGGAGUCACUCGGCUAUGUCAUGCUCUACUUCUGUCGUGGCUCCCUCCCCUGGCAGGGUCUGAAGGCUGCCACUAAGAAGCAGAAGUACGACCGCAUCAUGGAGAAGAAGAUGACGACGCCCACCGAUGUGCUCUGCCGCGGCUUCCCCAACGAGUUCGCCAUCUAUUUGAAUUACACCCGGUCGCUUCGCUUCGAUGACAAGCCUGAUUACAGCUACCUGCGCAAGAUCUUCCGCGACCUGUUUGUCCGCGAAGGCUUCCAGUACGAUUACGUCUUUGACUGGACGGUCUACAAGUACCAGAAGAACGCGCAGGCCAUCCAGCAGGCUGCCGGCAACACCGCCAACCAGGCUCAGGAGUCCAAGGACGCCCAGCAGGCGGGCGCCCGCAAGGACGCUCAGCAAGCGCUGCCUCGCGGUACCCGUAAGCAGAUUGCCGGCGAGGCUCAGGACACCAACCGUGCCGUCGGUGGAAGCGACAGGAUGUGAGUGACUACCAAGCCUAGCCCGAAGCAUUCCUAGUAAGGAAUCAUAUUUCCUUCGAUUUGCGAUAAUAGGCUGCGCUCUGCUGCAAAGGCUCAGGGCGCUGGCUCGGGAUACGCCUCCAACAAGUACCGGCCCAUGGACUGAAGCACUUAGACGGCACUCAGAUUGACGCCUCCUUUGGGCUGUGAGAGUAUGUUUCUCGUCGACCGCCUGGGCCAAUCCCUUUGGUGGGCUUUGUCAUUUGGCAUCGGGACUUCAGCAAACGCAAUUGUGCAUCGGCAGGGACCGGAUCAGC